Molecule: messenger RNA, 1109 nt
Organism: Cicer arietinum (chickpea)
Lineage: Eukaryota; Viridiplantae; Streptophyta; Magnoliopsida; Fabales; Fabaceae
Source: RefSeq, a predicted model, not a curated record
AAUCCGCUCGCAAUGUGUUAUUGGCCCGUGUCACUGUAUCAAUCACGCAUCACAAUACAACAGAGAUGCUUACCUCUCUGCGAUUUCAACCUUCAAAACCACCCAUUGCUCUGAGCUUCAACAAUCCUUUCGCUGCCACCAACACACACUCCCAACGUAAUCUCUCUUUUACAAAACGCCUUCCCCUUCCCCAACCCCUCUGUUCACCUCAACAAUCGCAUUACAUCUCCACCAUUGGAUCUUCAUCGCUUCAACUCUCUCAAUGGAACCUCACCCAACGCCACUUCACUCUUCUCCAAGCAUUAGCCGUCGUGACAGCAAUAUCUACGACGUGGUUGUUUUGUUCUGCAAUUCCCACGCUUCUGGCUUUCAAGAGAGCAGCAGAAUCACUUGAGAAGCUUAUGGAUACAACAAGAGAGGAACUUCCUGAUACAAUGGCUGCUAUUCGAUUAUCCGGCAUGGAAAUCAGUGACUUAACCACCGAACUCAGUGAUAUUGGGCAAGAGAUUACCCAAGGUGUUAAAGGCUCUACUCGCGCGGUUCAUUUAGCGGAACAGAGGCUUCGUCGCUUAACCAAUAUGCCUCCUCCUCCUCCUUCUUCAGCUUCCUUGCAGGGAACGGAAUCCAGCCACCAAAGUGAACCUCAUUCGGGUCCAAUUGCGGUCGCAAGAACUGCAAGGGGCGUUAGAGAGGGUAUUGUCAAGGGUCGUGCUAUGUUGAAGAUGUUUUUCUCCCUUGCUCAAUUUUCAGGUUUUGCUCUCAACUUUAUCACUGGACGUGGAAAAAGGUAGACACAUGAGAAAAUUGCUAUUUUUUCAUUGUAUUUGUAAGCAGCAUCAACGUUCUCUAAUCCAUUGAUAUAUAUGAUGAUGAUCUUCUGUUUUUCAUGGAUGUUUUGGUUGCAAUAGAUAUAUAACCUUUAGGUGAUGCUAUAGGGUCUAGUGUAAUCAAUAAUGUGUUUAAACCUUGAAGGAACAACAGAUUCAGUGCAUUUUGAACUCUACAUAACCUUAAUACUUGCAUUUGUUGUUCCCAACUCUUGUACUCUAAACAACUUGUUUGUAAAAUAUAAGAUGGAAAAUUUUAGUUAUGCAAUUAUGAUUAAAAUA